Messenger RNA from Amaranthus tricolor (Joseph's coat), 1301 nucleotides. RefSeq names its product putative SNAP25 homologous protein SNAP30. The transcript is spliced from 6 exons. Gene Ontology annotation, cellular component: plasma membrane; SNARE complex. The record is from RefSeq and is a predicted model, not a curated record. Lineage: Eukaryota; Viridiplantae; Streptophyta; Magnoliopsida; Caryophyllales; Amaranthaceae. Gene Ontology annotation, molecular function: SNAP receptor activity. The coding region runs from base 372 to 1124 and encodes 250 amino acids.
UGGAUCCUUUGCUCUAUUUUUCUGCAACACCAUUGAUUUCUUCUUGAUUCCCUUCCAUUCUUACCAUUUCUCAUUAUUUUCUUCGCUGUCUCCAGUUUUCACCCACAUUGUGUUCAUGGGUUAGACACAAAACCUUCCCCAUUUCCUUCUCUUCCCUAAAAUUUUGAUUCUCCAUACUUUUUUCUCUCUAAAUCCCUAACCAAUUUCUUGACGCAUACUUUUGCUUGGUUGGUAUUUUCAUCAAAAUUAUAAUUAUGAUUCAUGAAUAUCAAUUAUUUAUUGCUUAAGAGAUCAUGGUUGUAUACAAAAUUUUGUUCUAGGCACAUUUAAAGUGUCCGAUCGUCUAGGCCUCUAAAUAGGCUAACUGAAAGAUGUUUGGGUUCAAGAAAAAAGCAGCAGCAUCAACAGCAACAAGUCCUGCGCAUAAUGAUGCAGAUGCAGGUCUAAAAGGAAGACGAACAUCAUCAGAACCCAUGCUCAUAACCAAAGAACAAGAUAAAAGUUUAGAGGACAAGUCGAUGCAGGAGCUUGAAACUAUUGCUGUCAAUAAGGCUGAAGAGACUACUAAGUCUGUUAAUAACUGCCUUCGCAUUGCUGAGGAUAUUAGGGAGGAUGCUUCCAAGACCCUUGAAACUUUGCAUCAGCAAGGUGAACAGAUUCAUAGAACUCAUCAAAUGGCUGUCAAUAUUGAUCAAGAUUUGACCAAGGGAGAAAAAUUGCUAAAUAGUUUAGGAGGAAUGUUUUCCAAGCCAUGGAAGCCAAAGAAGACAAAAAACAUAACAGGGCCAUUAUCUACACCAGAUGAAGUACCUAAAAAAGCUACAAAAGAACAGAAAGAGAAAUUAAUGGGUAGUCCUGCACCCACAGGAAAGCCUGGUACUAAAACACCACCAUCUGGACAAUCAGCAGCUAUGCAAAAAGUUGAGAUGGAGAAGGAAAAACAAGAUGAUGCUCUUUCAGAUUUGAGUGAUAUUUUGGGUGAUCUCAAGGGUAUGGCUACUGAUAUGGGCUCUGAACUGGACAGGCAAAAUAAAGCUCUUGAUCAUCUUGAUACUGACAUUGACGAAUUGAACUCGAGGGUGAAAGGUGCUAACCAGAGAGCUCGUCAUUUACUUAGCAAAUGAAAUAGACAAACUACUAUAGUUUUCAUGCUACUGUAAUUACACUUAAUUAUGUGUAUUUAAUUUUAUAAUUAGUAGUUUCGUCUUUAGUUUUAGAUGAUGUAUUUUCUUCUAUUCUUUCUAUUUCUUGAAUUCAUUUCUUCGUUUAUGUGAAGUUGCACGUGACGUUUUUGUCAACGG